Dipodomys spectabilis (banner-tailed kangaroo rat) is the source of this 4786-nucleotide messenger RNA. RefSeq names its product protein tyrosine phosphatase receptor type E (gene Ptpre). Gene Ontology annotation, biological process: protein dephosphorylation. Bases 115 to 2220 code for a protein of 701 amino acids. Gene Ontology annotation, molecular function: protein tyrosine phosphatase activity. NCBI's taxonomy places the organism in Eukaryota, Metazoa, Chordata, Mammalia, Rodentia, Heteromyidae. The transcript is spliced from 21 exons. The record is from RefSeq and is a predicted model, not a curated record.
CCAGCGGGGACCGCGCGCGCCCCGGGAGAUGCGGAGCCGCGGCGGCUGCGGCGCGAGCGGCGCGACAGCACCGGCCCCCGCGAGACGAUAGCCCUUGUUUCACUUUGGUCCGCCAUGGAGCCUUUCUGUCCGCUCCUGCUGGCAAGUGUUAGCUUGCCCCUCGCCAGGGCUGGCAAGAGCAACGAGACCACCCCAGCGGAGAGCAACUGGACCAGCACGACGGCAGGACCCCCGGACCCCGGCACCUCCCAGCCCCUGCUCACCUGGCUGCUGCUGCCGCUCCUGCUCUUCCUCCUCUUGCUCCUCCUCGCCGCCUACUUCUUCAGGUUCCGGAAGCAGAGGAAAGCGGCGGUGAACAGCAACGACAAGAAAAUGCCUAACGGGAUCCUGGAAGAGCAAGAGCAACAGCGGGUGAUGCUGCUGAGCAGGUCCCCUUCCGGCCCUAAGAGGUACUUCCCCAUCCCCGCGGAGCAGCUGGAGGAGGAGAUCCGCGUGCGCGCCGCGGAUGACUGCAAGCGCUUCCGAGAGGAGUUCAAUUCGUUACCAUCGGGACACAUACAAGGAACUUUUGAACUGGCAAACAAAGAUGAAAACCGAGAGAAAAACAGAUACCCCAACAUCCUUCCCAAUGACCGCUUCCGGGUGAUUUUGAGCCAGGUUGAUGGGGUUCCCUGCUCAGACUACAUCAACGCUUCCUACAUAGACGGUUACAAAGAAAAGAAUAAAUUCAUAGCAGCUCAAGGACCUAAGCAGGAGACGGUGAAUGACUUCUGGAGGAUGGUGUGGGAGCAGAAGUCAGCCACCAUCGUCAUGUUGACCAACCUGAAGGAGAGGAAGGAGGAAAAGUGCUACCAGUACUGGCCGGACCAGGGCUGCUGGACCUACGGCAACAUCCGCGUGUGUGUGGAAGACUGCCUGGUGCUCGUGGACUACACCGUCCGCAAGUUCUGCGUUCAGCCGCAGCUGGCCGAGGGCUGCAAAGCCCCUCGGCUGGUCUCCCAGCUGCACUUCACCAGCUGGCCGGACUUCGGAGUGCCUUUCACCCCCAUCGGGAUGCUGAAGUUCCUGAAGAAAGUGAGGACCCUCAACCCCUCCCACGCCGGCCCCAUCGUGGUGCACUGCAGUGCGGGCGUGGGCCGGACGGGCACCUUCAUCGUGAUCGACGCGAUGAUGGACAUGAUCCAUUUGGAACAGAAGGUGGACGUCUUUGAGUUUGUGUCUCGCAUCCGCAACCAGCGGCCUCAGAUGGUACAGACGGAUGUGCAGUACACGUUCAUCUACCAGGCCUUGCUGGAGUACUACCUCUACGGCGACACGGAGCUAGACGUGUCCUCACUGGAGCACCACCUGCAGACGCUGCACAGCACCACCGCCCACUUCGACAAGGUUGGGCUGGAGGAGGAAUUCAGGAAGCUGACGAACGUCCGGAUCAUGAAGGAGAACAUGAGGACAGGGAACUUGCCCGCCAACAUGAAGAAGGCUCGAGUCAUCCAGAUCAUCCCCUAUGACUUUAAUCGGGUGAUCCUGUCCAUGAAGAGAGGCCAGGAAUACACGGACUACAUCAACGCGUCCUUCAUCGACGGCUACCGGCAGAAGGACUACUUCAUCGCCACGCAGGGUCCGCUGGCACACACAGUGGAGGACUUCUGGAGGAUGGUGUGGGAGUGGAAGUGCCACACGAUCGUGAUGCUGACCGAGGUACAGGAGCGCGAGCAGGAUAAAUGCUAUCAGUACUGGCCUUCCGAGGGCUCGGUUACUCACGGAGAAAUAACCAUUGAAAUCAAGAGCGACACCCUGUCGGAAGCCAUCAGCGUGCGGGACUUCCUGGUCACCUUCUGUCAGCCCCUGUCCCGCCAGGAAGAGCAGGUCCGCGUGGUGCGCCAGUUCCACUUCCACGGCUGGCCCGAGAUUGGAAUCCCCGCGGAGGGCAAGGGCAUGAUCGACCUCAUCGCGGCCGUGCAGAAGCAGCAGCAGCAGACGGGCAACCACCCCAUCACGGUGCACUGCAGCGCGGGAGCCGGGCGCACGGGCACGUUCAUAGCCCUCAGCAACAUUUUGGAGCGAGUGAAAGCAGAGGGACUGUUGGAUGUAUUUCAGGCUGUGAAGAGCUUACGGCUGCAGAGACCACACAUGGUGCAAACCCUGGAACAGUAUGAAUUCUGCUAUAAAGUGGUACAAGAUUUUAUUGAUAUAUUUUCUGACUAUGCUAAUUUCAAAUGAAGAUUCCUGCCUUAAAAUAUUUUUUAAUUUAAUGGUCAGUAUAUUUUGUAAAAAUCAUGUUAAUUUAUUUCAUAGUGGACAUUAAUAUCCUUCCUAAUUUCUUUGUAUAUAUUUUUAUGUUUUAAAGGUCAUCUGCUAUAGUUAUUAAAUCAUAAAAUACUUUUUAAAAAUUGGAAUAAUGUAUUAAGGCCCCACAAGACACAUUUCUGCUACUAUCAGCCAACGUCUUAAUUCCUCAUGCAAGCCUGUCCUGUGAUGUCUAGAUGUCAUCUUCCCUAAGAUGACAACUUGUGCUCAUGCAACACACCAAACCAUGUCCCUUGUUUAAAAAAAAAAAAAAAGAUCGAGGACUUGGAAAUGGGGUCAGAAUUUACUUUCAAUCCCUGAGUUUAUAACUGAACGACAACAGAAAGCAAUGCAAGCAGGAGCUUUUAUAAAAUUCUAGGUUUCAACCGUAUUAUCAGUUGUAAAGAUCACAGACUGCCCAGGUGAAAGGGAAGACAGAGAAGGCGGAAGCAGGUCUUCCCACCCACGUGGGCCUGGGGCAGUACCACCUGCCAGCCAGCCUUCUGUGGGAUUCAGACAGACUUCCCUGUGUUCCUUGCAUUGGGCCCAGCUGCCUGUGCUGGCCUUGAGCGAGGCCCGCUGAAACCACGUCCCAUGCAGAUCUUCAGGGGAAGAGUCUGAGCAUGCCGACCCAGCCAGCCAGCACACAUUCGGAUAGGAUGGCUAGAACCAGCGAAUCUUAAUGUAAAUUUUCAGAGACGCAUUUUGGUAUUUACUUAGUUUUCUUACAAUAAAGCUAAGAGGACUGUAAGAAAAUAAAUCUGAAAACUCUAGAUUUGUACAGUUCGGAAAGAUCCCACUUUCCAGUGAGGAGUCCUUCAUGGUGAAGGAUCCAUCUUAGUUUUGGAUGGCAAUCCUGAGACAUUUGACAUGGGAAGUAACGAUGCUGUUGUCAGAGCUGGCUUCAGCCAGAGGGAGAGAAGGAGGGAGGGAGGAAAGAAGGACAGAAAGAAAAAUGGAAGAAAGAAAAUGGAAGAAAGGGCGAAUGUAAGAAUGUUUCAUUCAAUAGCAUGUCUUUCUGUGGGCAUUAAAUAUCUAGCAGAUGAGCACAAUGUGAAAGACAGUCUAACUUACUAAAGGUAUUGAACAUGUGUAGUUCUGGGUAUUUUUUUUUUUUCCAUUUUAAAAGAUACACAAAUGCGAAAGCCUUAUUUGACAUUUUCCUUGAGAGCUCAUCUCUCCGGCCUGUUUUUCUCUGCACCCCUGAUGGCUGAUAGUGUGUGUGGGUGCAACCCAGGGUCAAGUGCUGCCCUCCAGACGCACAAGUCACCCAACUUCUCCGCUGCCCCGCUGGAUCCCAGCCUUUCCAAGGGGAAGAGCUGUCACAGACAAAAGCACCCUUGGUGGUUGGGCCAGGACUGCCGGCCAUGGCCUGGGCUUGCCUCUGCCAGAUCCAUCUCCCCUCUGUGGACGUUGAGUGGGUAUUUCUGGAGCAAAGUGCAAGGUGCUUCUCCCCAGCCACCAUCUGGUCCCAUCUAUGUCUGUGCUAACCUCCCCAGCCUAGAGCCUUUCUCUUGGACUGACGAGGAAGAGGGGGCCGCUAGCUUCCACCCAGCACUUGAAGCCCACUCGGGUUGAGAGGACUGCAGCUUUUACACUGGUCAUUUAUUUGGGAUGCUGAAGUCCAAAUUUCAGCGCUGGUAGUCAAAAAUCCUUGAAGCCCGUUAAAGUUCUACUUUGCAUCUCUUGUAUCAAGAAGUGCAUUUAGUAGUACUUUUUCGGAGCCGUCCUCAGGAAAGUGCCCCCUUUGUGUCUUUUCUUUUUCCCUGCCAUCAUGACAGUCCCAGGUGCCCACUGCUGGGCUCUGCCUGUCCCUAAAUUCAUCCCCUCCCAGAGACCCAGGGCCCCUCUGCAGCCCUGACUGCUCAGCCUCUGCCAAGGCCAAGGCCACCAGCCUGCCUCCUGGGCUGAAGAGCAGCUGAGUGCACAGCGGUUCAUAGACAGAUGCGUGCAGAUGCGUGCCGGGCAUCUGCCCUGUGCCCCGGGGCACGUUCAUCCCUCCUCUUGUCAGAGAAAGUGGGGCAUAAGGCAGCCAUUCCUUUCUCCAGUCUGUCUCUGUUGCAUGCAGUUGUAAUUCAAUGCUGAAUAGCGAUCAGAAGCUGAGCUUGCUGAUUGGGACAGUUCCCUGGUCACCGUGUGACUUACGUUACUCUCUCCAUGUGCUAGAGGCAAGAAUGCACACCUGGGUUUUCAAAGGUAUUUUUAUGUGUUUUUAAAAACUUUUUUAAAUGAGCCUGAUCCCUGUGUUUUAGCAUUUGGAGACAUGCCCAUUUUUAAAACAAAACAUGUUUACUGAUAUAUUUUUGUUUAACUAAGCUGUGUUUAAUUUAUGUGCAGUCUUUAUCUGUCUUAUGGUCCCCACUCUCAUGUUUUUCUUUAUUCCAUUUAUAAUUUGAUCUUGCUCUGAUUAUGACAGUGAAUGUUGCUUUAUACUUUGCAUAUGCAAAUCGCAAGAUCUAAAACAUUCAGAUGUAAGAAUAAACCUUCACUUUGACUACCA